AUGGAGAAGGACUCCGGUUAUCCUACUAGCGACGCUCACCCCGUCGCCGUCGCGGGAUCGGUGGAGAAGCCGCACCAGGGCGGAUUAUGGUCCAGAAUCAAGAGCCAUGCGACCCUCGAGGUGGAAGAGAGCAGCUAUGCUCCGCCGGGGACAUCAUGGAGCAACAAGGACCUCGACCCAGUCCCGCCAGAGAUGCAGACCUGGCAUACGUAUAACUUUGUCACGUAUUGGAUUUCCGAUGCCUUUGCCAUUUCAAACUGGAGAAUUGGUGCGUCGCUUGUCGCGAUUGGCCUCUCCUGGAAACUGGCACUCGUGGCCGUUGUGAUUGGUAAUUUUGUCACUGCAUUGGUGGUUACUUACAAUGGCGUUAUUGGCGCUCGAUUACACAUUCCCUUCACCGUCCAGGCGCGAUCGGCUUUCGGCUUCUACUUCUCAUAUGUGAUGAUCGUCUUUCGAGUCAUUGUGAGCAUCUUUUGGUACGGCAUUGGAACAUAUACUGGCGCAGAGUGUAUUCGCAGCAUUAUAUACGCCUGGGCACCAAAUUUCAGAAAUGUGCCAAAUCACCUGCCCGAGUCAGCCAACAUUGAUACCGGCUUCAUGAUUUGCUACUUCAUUUACUUCAUCCUGGUUCUUCCGUUCCACUGGAUUCCAGCGCACCAACUGCAUUGGUUCUUUACCUUUAAAGCCAUCGUCACACCGAUUGCCGGUUUUGCCAUUCUCGGAUGGGUGAUUCACAGCACAGGCGGCGGCGACCAAGUCUUCACCUACGGCAACUCAUACUCGGGAUCAUCGCUGGGCUGGGCAUUCAUGUCUGGCGUCAACGCCAUGAUUGGCAACUUUGCCACCCUCGGUGUCAACAUGAAUGACUUUGCCAGGUAUUCCAAGAAGCCAAACAGCCCGUACAUUCAACUAUUCAUCAUACCAGUGGCCUUUAUCGUCAUGAUGCUAUUUGGCAUCAUUGGUGCGAAUGGCUCGAGGAUUAUCUACGACGAGGUGCUUUGGGAUCCCAUGCUGAUUAUUGACAACUGGACGUCGCCCGGAGGACGCGCUGCGGCCUUCUUUAUCGCCCUGGGCUUCUUGAUUGCCAGUAUUGGAAUUAACAUUAGUGCCAACUCCAUCUCUGUCGCUGUCGAUCUCUCGACUCUUUUCCCGAGAUACCUCAACAUCCGCAGGGCACAAUAUGUCUGCGCGGUUCUCGGAGCCUGGGCAAUGUGCCCGUGGGAGAUUCUCGCAUCCGCCGAGUCCCUGCUGACAUUCAUGGACGGCUACUCAAUCUGGCUGGCGCCCAUGGCUGGCAUCCUAAUCUCCGACUACUGGAUUGUCAACAAGCAGCGCGCAAAUGUCGUCGAAAUGUACCAGCCACACGGCAUGUAUUCGUAUGAGAAGUGGGGAACCAACUGGCGAUCUGUUGUGGCCUUUGUCGUGGGCUUUGCACCAUUGCUGCCGGGUUUCGCCAAAGCCGUGACAUCGGGCUUGAACGUCUCGGCGGGUGCGUCCAAUCUGUAUGCUCUUGGGUACUUUUAUGCAUUCCUGAGCAGUUCGGCUUUGUAUAUUGCAUUGAGCAAGAUAUGGCCGCCCAGGAGCGAGUAUACAGGCAGGACGAUUGCAGAUCAUUUGGCAGAAGAACCAUCGCAGAUCUAA
Molecule: messenger RNA, 1641 nt
Organism: Pestalotiopsis fici W106-1
Lineage: Eukaryota; Fungi; Ascomycota; Sordariomycetes; Amphisphaeriales; Sporocadaceae
Exons: 3
Coding region: 1-1641 (546 amino acids)
Biological process (GO): nucleobase transport; transmembrane transport
Cellular component (GO): plasma membrane
Molecular function (GO): nucleobase transmembrane transporter activity
Source: RefSeq, a predicted model, not a curated record